This is a messenger RNA of Ixodes scapularis (black-legged tick), 1848 nucleotides long. RefSeq names its product TOX high mobility group box family member 4-A. Gene Ontology annotation, cellular component: nucleus. Lineage: Eukaryota; Metazoa; Arthropoda; Arachnida; Ixodida; Ixodidae. The transcript is spliced from 3 exons. Gene Ontology annotation, biological process: regulation of transcription by RNA polymerase II. Gene Ontology annotation, molecular function: chromatin DNA binding. The record is from RefSeq and is a predicted model, not a curated record. Bases 357 to 1700 code for a protein of 447 amino acids.
AAUGUUAGUGACCGCGACCGUACACUCCGAACGCAGGGGCACGUCAGGCACGACAAAACUGGGUCGACGCGGACUUCUUGAUCGACGAAGGCUAUUCUUACCCCUGGCACUAAUAAUCCGCGUAUUCAGUCUUAAGGAAGAUAUUGUGCAGCAUCUUGAUUCACGGCGUAGCGAAAGUCUGCUUCAAAUUUGUUGCCGGGGCACGCAAGCUGCUUGUCGGAGUUCAUCGUGCCUUCAAUCCCGUUUUGAAGUCCGUCUCGUUCGGACUUGCGUUAGAGGUGCCAUCUUGAGAGCUGGGCGCAGAAGAGUCAGCUACAAGGCAACCCCUCCAGCCGAAGAACCGGGCAUCUUAAUUAAUGCAGGACCCAGGACUGGCAGGCACUGGGACUCCUUCCUACUUGUCCCAGACGUUCUGCACGCCAAGCUUCGGGGACGAGGAGUUUGUGAUUCCGCCCAUUGACCUUCAGAACGUCAUUGAGCCCACACCCGCCGAAGAAGCCGCCAUCGCCCAGGCCUUCUACGAAUCCCAGCAGGGCUCCAUGUUGAUGCAGCCGACUACCCUGAGUCAGCCCUUGAGCGCAGCGAUGGGUGGAACGACGACGGAGCCCACAAUGACGUUCCAAGGCAACCAGGGACCCCUCACGGACAUGUUCCAGCACCAGAUGGUCGUGGCACAGCCGUCCCAGCAGGCGCAGGGCGUGUUGUCUUACGAACCGGUCGGUGGGCAGUACGCGGGGCAGGUGCAAUACCAUCAAGCCCAACCUUCGCUACUUAAACCCAAUUCCGCAUCUCCCCCCGGUUCGAACCACGCAUCUCCGAGCCAGGCGUCCACGAGCGAGGACAGCGACGACAGCACUCCCCUCCUCCAACUCGUGGGCGGCGUAAAGCGUCCCUCGCCGGAGCCGCUGCUGAACAAUGGUGCCGCCGUCCUCGGCAAGGCGGCGAAGAAGGCGCGGAUGCCCAAGAAGAAAGGGAAGCGCGAUCCGAACGAGCCGCAGAAGCCAGUGUCGGCCUACGCGCUGUUCUUCCGAGACACCCAGGCGGCCAUCAAGGGCCAGAACCCCAACGCCAGCUUCGGAGAGGUCUCCAAGAUCGUGGCGUCCAUGUGGGACGGCCUCGAGGCCGACCACAAGGACGUCUACAAGAGGAGGACCGAGGCCGCGAAGAAGGAGUACCUCAAGAUGCUGGCAGAGUACCGCGCCAGUCACGUGUCGAAGGGUGGCCUCUCACCCGUGCAGAAGAGUAGCCCUCAGGUCGCGUCGUACGGGGAGGUGGACUCGCCACGCCGGCACAAUGUGCCAAGCCCGCCACGGGCCGCGCCCAGCCCUCAGCGGACGGUGGCUCCGAGCCCGCCUCCGGUCCAGCCGCCCGUCGAGCAUCGGUCGCCACCGCAAGCGGCUCCGAUCGCCAGUCCGUCGCGUACGGUGGAGGCCGUACCCGUUCCGGCGGCUUCGACUCCCGGCGUCGCUUCCGGGGACGGCGGUCCGACGGAAGCUGUGGUUGUGCCUGCGGGACCUCCACGCUGCAUCAGGAGUGGUUGUCUGAAUCCGGCCGUCGAAUCUAUCGAUUGGGACAACGAGUACUGUAGCAGCGAGUGCGUUGUCACGCACUGCGGGGACGUCUUUACGGCGUGGGUGGCGCAGCAGCAGGCGACAAGCAACUUCGUCAAUUCUGGCAUUUCGAAAAUGUCGGUUCGUUAGCAGGCUUCUGUUUUCUUCUCGUCAAUUGAUGUCUUUUCUUAAAUGCGACACGCUAUGAAAAUAUUUGUACCUCGUGGAAUGUUGACUCAUGUACCGUUAUGUAUCUAAACUGCGAUGUUCUUGUAUUAAACAUACCUAUUUCGAGGGU